Molecule: messenger RNA, 1251 nt
Organism: Daldinia decipiens
Lineage: Eukaryota; Fungi; Ascomycota; Sordariomycetes; Xylariales; Hypoxylaceae
Product: transferase
Exons: 1
Coding region: 8-1018 (336 amino acids)
Source: RefSeq, a predicted model, not a curated record
CUUCCCUAUGGGGUAUGAUGUCGAGAAGAUGGGGUUUGCACCCGUAGUAGCAGUCCAAGCAAGCUUCAUUAAGGGUGGUGUGAUCCUUAACACCUCCAACCAGCAUAACAUGGUAGAUACCAGUGGGGCAUUCGUCUUCAAUUCUUUACUUGCAACAGCAAUGCGGGGCAAAGACAUCCCACAGGCUUAUGUCGACCAAGCCAACAUAGACCGAACCAAGGUCAUUCCUCUUCUGGACCCCGGACAGCCAAUUCGCGACCAUAGUUACCUCCUGAAGUCAGCGUUUACGCCUACGCCUGCGCCACCAUCAAAACUCCCAGCUUCGCCCCUAAGAUGGGCAUGCUUCCGGGUUUUCCAGAAGGCCAUGCCUAAGAUUAAGGCAGCCGCAUCGAUCAAGGAUGAAUUCGAUAGCUCGGUGACCUACAUAUCCAGCAAUGACGCCCUGUGCGCAUUGUAUUGGAAGCGACUGGCCGCCGUGCGCGUCGCUAACGGUAGUGUGGCUCUUUCAUCCGUGUCCAAGUUCGCGCGAGCUAUCGACGUCCGCUCUGCUGUCCGCUGCCCACCGGGAUAUAUGGGGCAAAUGAUUCACCACGCUAUCACGCGAUUCUCAUACCGAGACUUAGCGUCGCCGGAAUUGACAUUGUCCGCUAUAGCAUCACGCCUACGAGCUGAGCUCAACCAGUCGUCUAACGAGUGGGCGGUGCGCAGUUAUGCUACCUUUGUGGCUGGUGUUGCUGAUAAGGGGGAACUGGUAUACGGCGGUGGCCUCAACCAGUCUCUUGAUGUUGGAUCUUCGUCUGUUUCCCAGCUGGCCACCAGCUUGUUCGAUUUUGGCGUUCUGGGUAAGCCCACGCUGAUUCGGCGACCUAAUCUGGCUCCUUUUGGCGGUGUCAUGUAUGUUUUACCACCCGAAGAUGAGUCCCAAUACUUGCCUGUUAUAGUAUGCUUAAGCGAGAGGGAUAUAGAAGGCUUGAGGCAGGAUAAGGAAUGGGGGGCAGCUACUCAGUAUGUUGGUUAGCUGAGCACAGUACGAAGCAACAGCACAACUUCCUUGAGUACAACAUGUCAUUUUUUUCUAAUUAUUAUUUGGUGCUUGGAGUUCUCCUUGUCGUCUCUCUCCUUUAAAGAACAUACUAUGGGCCAUUUCCUCAUGACUACCUCCUAACUUGACUAGAUACAUGUUUAAAGGCUUCGAAUUACAGGAGCUGCUAGUUACGUUUAUUAGAAGUUUAAUAAUACUGAAGUUGUCCC